This is a messenger RNA of Colossoma macropomum (tambaqui), 4046 nucleotides long. It is a transcript of the gene rasgrf1, whose product is annotated as Ras protein specific guanine nucleotide releasing factor 1. The transcript has 27 exons. Gene Ontology annotation, cellular component: plasma membrane. The coding region runs from base 97 to 3867 and encodes 1256 amino acids. Gene Ontology annotation, biological process: positive regulation of GTPase activity; Ras protein signal transduction. NCBI's taxonomy places the organism in Eukaryota, Metazoa, Chordata, Actinopteri, Characiformes, Serrasalmidae. The record is from RefSeq and is a predicted model, not a curated record. Gene Ontology annotation, molecular function: guanyl-nucleotide exchange factor activity; protein binding.
CACAUCUCUCUCCAAGAAGAUGUAAGGGAGCAGCCAGCCUUCUUUUACUUUUCCUCGCCCCCCAUUCCCUCUCUUCCAGCGACUCGGCCAGCAAACAUGCAGAAGGGAAUUCGCCUCAAUGACGGCCAUGUCACCUACCUGGGUCUCCUGGCGAAAAAGGAUGGCACGAGGCGAGGCUGCUUGAGCAAAAAGAGCUCGGACAACACAAAAUGGCACACCAAGUGGUUCGCCCUGCUGCAGAACAUGCUCUUCUACUUUGAGAGCGAGUCGAGCUCUCGGCCCUCGGGGCUCUACCUGUUGGAGGGCUGCGUGUGUGACAGGUCGCCGUCGCCCAAACCGUCGCUCUCCGCCAAGGAGUGCUUGGAGAAGCAGUACUAUUUCACAAUCAGCUUCAAUCAUGAGAACCAGAAAGCUCUGGAGCUCCGCACUGAAGAUGUGAAGGACUGCGACGAAUGGGUGGCAGCGAUAACACACGCCAGCUACAGAAACCUGGCCACGGAGCAUGAGACUCUCAUGCAGAAGUAUCUCCAUCUACUCCAAAUCGUGGAGACCGAGAAAACAGUUGCUAAGCAACUUCGACAACAGAUAGAGGAUGGGGAGAUCGAGAUUGAGCGCUUAAAAUCUGAGAUUGCUGGGCUGCUCAAAGACAAUGAGAAGAUCCAGACCAACCCCACUGCUGCCCCCAGCGAGGAUGACUCAGAAAUCAAGAAAAUCAAGAAAGUGCAGAGCUUCUUGCGAGGUUGGAUGUGCCGGCGAAAGUGGAAGACCAUCAUCCAGGACUACAUACGCUCACCGCAUGCUGAGAGCAUGAGGAAGAGGAACCAGGUGGUCUUCAGCAUGCUGGAGGCCGAGGCUGAGUAUGUCCAGCAGCUCCACAUCCUAGUCAACAACUUCCUCCGGCCACUUCGCAUGGCUGCCAGUUCUAAGAAGCCCCCCAUUACCCACGAUGACGUCAGCAGCAUAUUCCUCAACAGUGAAACCAUCAUGUUUUUACACCAGAUAUUCUACCAAGGCUUGAAAGCACGGAUAGCGAGCUGGCCAACAUUAGUCUUGGCUGACCUCUUUGACAUUCUGCUGCCCAUGCUGAACAUCUAUCAGGAGUUUGUUCGCAAUCACCAGUACAGCCUGCAGAUCCUGGCGCACUGCAAGCAGAACCGAGACUUCGACAAGCUGCUCAAGCAGUAUGAGGCCAAGCCCGACUGUGAGGAGCGCACCCUUGAGACCUUCCUUACUUAUCCGAUGUUCCAGAUCCCACGUUACAUUUUAACUCUCCAUGAGCUGCUGGCGCACACACCUCACGAGCAUGUGGAGAGGAACAGCCUGGAAUACGCCAAAUCCAAGUUAGAAGAGCUCUCCAGAAUCAUGCACGAUGAGGUGAGCGAGACCGAGAACAUCAGGAAGAACCUGGCCAUCGAGCGCAUGAUCGUAGAGGGCUGUGAGAUUCUCCUGGACACCAGCCAGACUUUUGUCAGACAAGGAUCCCUCAUCCAGGUGCCCAUGAGUGAGAAAGGGAAGAUCACCCGUGGCCGCCUGGGCUCCUUAUCUCUGAAGAAGGAGGGAGAAAGACAGUGUUUCCUUUUCUCCAAGCACUUGAUCAUCUGCACCAGAGGCUCUGGGGGGAAGCUGCACCUAACCAAGAACGGAGUGGUGUCGCUUAUCGACUGCACACUGAUCGAGGACCCGGAGAGCACGGAUGAUGAGUCAAAGACAGACAAGAGCGGCCAGGACAUGGAGCACCUGGAUUUUAAGAUAGUGGUAGAGCCCAAAGACAGCCAGUCCUUCACCGUCAUCCUAGUGGCCUCCUCACGCCAAGAGAAGUCAGCCUGGACCAGUGACAUCAGCCAGUGCAUAGACAACAUUCGCUGCAAUGGGCUGAUGAUGAAUGCCUUUGAGGAGAACUCAAAAGUCACUGUACCACAGAUGAUCAAGUCUGAUGCCAGCCUCUACUGCGAUGACGUGGACAUCCGAUUCAGUAAGAUGAUGAACUCGUGCAAGGUGCUGCAGAUCCGUUAUGCCAGUGUGGAGCGGCUGCUGGAGCGGCUGACUGACCUGCGCUUUCUCUCCAUUGAUUUCCUCAACACGUUCCUGCACUCCUACCGAGUCUUCACCACCGCUGACGUUGUACUCGACAAGCUCAUUGCUAUUUACAAGAGGCCCAUCAGUGCCAUCCCAGCCCGUUCUCUGGAGUUGUUCUUUGCCAGUAGUCAGAACAAUAAGCUAUUGUACGGAGAGCCACCUAAGUCUCCUCGUGCGAGCCGUAAGUUUUCAUCUCCUCCUCCACUGGCCAUCGCUAAGACAUCUUCGCCCAACCGCCGCCGCAAACUCUCCCUCAACAUCCCCAUCAUAACGGGCGGCAAAGCGCUGGACCUGGCCGCCCUCAGCUGCUCCUCCAACGGCUAUGCAAGCAUGUACUCUGCCAUGUCCCCUUUCAGUAAGACCACGCUGGACAUCAACAAGCUCUAUGUGUCCAGCCCCAUCGCCAGCAAAAUCCCUGACGAGGGAGAGAGCAAAUCCGACCGGGCUGAGGAGUCCACACUGGCCAAACAGGAUAUUUCGGUGAGAGAGGAGAGUGACAGUGAACAGGUCCAGAGCGACGACGCAGAGGCUGAGGCUUCGCCCACUAAAUCGCCCACCACCCCGAAAAACGUCAAGUGCAAAAACUCCUCAGAGUUCUCUCUGUUCUCCUACAAUAACGGCAUGGUGAUGUCAUCCUGCCGAGAACUUGACAACAAUCGCAGCGCACUCUCGGCAGCCUCUGCCUUCGCUAUCGCCACAGCCGGCGCCAACGAGGGGACACCAACCAAGGAGAAGUACCGCCGCAUGUCUCUGGCCAGCACAGGGUUUCCCACAGACCAGAGGAACGGAGAUAAGGAGUUUGUGAUUCGCCGGGCAGCGACUAACCGAGUUCUUAAUGUGCUGAGACACUGGGUGUCCAAGCACUCGCAGGACUUUGAGACCAAUAUGGAGCUAAAAAUGAAGGUGAUCAGUUUCUUGGAGGAAGUUAUGCAUGAUCCCGAGCUGCUGACCCAGGAAAGAAAAGCAGCGGCCAACAUCAUAAGGACACUCACUCAGGAGGACCCUGGUGACAAUCAGAUCACUCUGGAGGAGGUGCUGCAGAUGGCUGAGGGUGGAAAAGCAGAGCCCUUUGAGAAUCACUCAGCUCUGGAGAUUGCAGAGCAGCUCACCCUCCUGGACCACCUGGUAUUCAAAGUCAUCCCAUAUGAGGAAUUCUUUGGCCAAGGCUGGAUGAAGAAUGACAAAAAUGAAAAGACACCUUACAUCAUGAAAACAACAAAGCAUUUCAAUGACAUAAGCAACUUGAUUGCAUCAGAGAUCCUGCGCUGCGACGAUGUGAACACGCGGGUGGCGGUGAUGGAGAAGUGGGUGGCAGUUGCUGAUAUCUGCCGCUGUCUCCAUAACUACAACGCUGUACUGGAGAUCACCUCCUCCCUCAACCGCAGCGCCAUCUUCCGCCUCAAGAAGACCUGGCUCAAAGUCUCCAAACAGACCAAAACCGUCAUUGACAAGCUUCAGAAGCUGGUCUCAUCUGAGGGAAGAUUCAAGAACCUACGAGAAGCUUUGAAAAAUUGUGACCCUCCCUGCGUGCCGUACUUGGGGAUGUACCUCACAGACCUGGCGUUCAUUGAGGAGGGGACACCAAACUACACAGAGGACAACCUUGUUAACUUCUCUAAGAUGAGAAUGAUCUCCCACAUCAUCAGAGAAAUUAGGCAGUUUCAGCAAACAGCGUACAAGAUUGAUCAUCAGCCAAAGGCAGCCCAGUAUUUGCUGGACAGUAGCAAUGUAUUGGAUGAAGAAAGCAUGUAUGAGGCCUCACUCAGAAUUGAGCCUAAAGUGCCCAACUGAGAAGAAGGCUUUUUCUUUAAGGUCUACACAAUGUACAGCCUUUCUAUCAUGUAUUCAUACACAGUACCAUGUCUUAGGUUAUGUACUACAUAAUAUUACUUCUGUAUCUGAAACUUUGUUUUUAGUCGUUAACAAAGCACCUAAACAUUUCCAAAAUUAACAGAGGAGUUGAAAAUAUA